Camellia sinensis is the source of this 522-nucleotide messenger RNA. The record is from RefSeq and is a predicted model, not a curated record. Lineage: Eukaryota; Viridiplantae; Streptophyta; Magnoliopsida; Ericales; Theaceae.
AUGGAAUUCUUGGAAGACUAUGAUUUUGAAAUACACUACCACCCCGGUAAGGCCAACGUUGUAACGGAUGCUUUGAGUAGAAAGUCCUUAAGCACUCUAGCCAAUCUAACAAUAAGGGAAUGGAAGAUGAGGAGGGAUGUGAGUGAAUUUGACUUGCAACUUCAUGAAUCCUCGGAACAACCCAUCCUAUUUAACACUAUGGCACAACCCACCCUUGUUGUGCUAGUAUUAGAAGCACAAUUAGGUGAUCCAGAAGUGGAUGUGAUUAGAAAAAGAAUCUGCCAAGAGAAAGAAGAAAGAGGCCUGAAAAUCUAUACAGACUCUAGUAUUCGUUACCUUGACCAGUUGUUUGUGCCUACAUCUAUGAGGAAUGAAGUGUUGCGGGACUUCCAUCACUCUCACCUUGCUGUGCAUCUGGGAGGCACCAAAAUGUAUCAUGACCUCAGCCAACAAUUUUGGUGGAGAGGCAUGAAGAAAGACGUAGCUUUAAUCGUGUCCAAAUGUCUAAAGACCUACCAUUAG